Stomoxys calcitrans (stable fly) is the source of this 2244-nucleotide messenger RNA. RefSeq lists its product as uncharacterized. The record is from RefSeq and is a predicted model, not a curated record. NCBI's taxonomy places the organism in Eukaryota, Metazoa, Arthropoda, Insecta, Diptera, Muscidae. Bases 105 to 1991 code for a protein of 628 amino acids. The transcript is spliced from 5 exons.
UUAGACUGGUCAUAUGUUUUCGUCAGAAGAAAAAUAAACAAUGAAAGAAAAUUUAUAAGAUAACUACGGGGUUGAACCUGGGAAUUUAUAAAAAAUUAAAAAAAAUGUCGAGUAAUUUGUUUCGUUCCGCAAAAUACAAAAUUGAUAUUGGUGAAAUUACUAGAAAACUAGUAACUUCCUCAUAUCGCCGGCUUUUUGUAGCAUUGCUUUUUGUCUGCAUAUUUUUUUACAUAUUGCCGCCUGUUUUUCGUUAUCUGUUUAUGCGAGUACCGGAAAACAAGGAUCCUUUGCUGCAGUGCAUGGACGAUCGGUUGACUCCCUUUUUUUUGCAAAACUUUGAGUUUGAUGCUAAUAUAAGACACGUGCCUCCAUUCAUUGAGGAACGCAACAUCAUUCCAUACGUGGGCAAUGGAUAUAUAGGUCUGGAGGUAGCACAUGAUGCACCUAUGAAUAUAAAAUAUGGCCGUGCAAUGCAAUUGCCAACCCAGUUUCAUCCAAUAGUGUCUGUUUUUCAAACUGAAGCUGGUCGAGAAGCUACAGCAGUUGAGUAUUUGUCAGGUAUAUCUUGGAGGUUUCAGUGCUUUUCGAAUAUGUUUGUAUCCUAUUCGUAUUAUGCACAUCGAUCUCACCCCAGUAUUCUUAUGCAAGAAAUUAAAAUUACUAAUACACGUAAUACCAUGGAAGAAGUUGAGUUAAUACUACCACGUGUUCAUUUUCUUUCCCCGAUUACGCGCACAAUUCAAUUGGGUUCAUCAGAAUCAGCAAAGGAAUUUCAAAUUAUCACGGGGACAUUGAAUCCCAGCCCCGAAGAUGCCUCAACUAUUAUUGUUGUGACCAUUGUUAUGCCGCAAAUAUCACGAAGCAUUCAGUUGAAAAAACGCGGUAGUAUAAAAUUGGAAAUACCUAUAGCAGUUCACUAUUCAAAGCCACUCAAAAGAGAAAAUGAGGAACAAUUGAAUACUGUCACGGCUGAGACUGAACAAAAAGCCACAUUGGCUAUGAGCAAAGUCCUACAAAUAUUACAAUCGAAAGUUGAGUCUUCAAGUAAAGCCCUACAUAAUUUUCGACAGUCCCAUAUAAAUGUGUGGUCAGAUUUGUGGGCAACUGGUUUUACUAUAAGCACUUCAAAGGCAGAGAAUAGCCUGAAUGGCGAUCGCAUUAAUGCUACUAUGUAUGCCGUAUUGUCUCAAACGCGAAGCUACGAGUUUGAGGAAUAUGUUUCGGUUUCAGCUCCCUCAAAGCAAGAAAUAGCCAAAGCUUUAACUUACGCCGAAGGUUGCUAUGACUCGUAUCAUACUCUGCAGGCCGAUAAUUUGUGGUUACCCAUGGAUUCUUUGGAAAAAUUAAAUCAUCUAGUCUCCUCCUGGAUGCUUACCCUGGAAAAACAGGGUUGCCAUAAUUUAAUCCGCGCUGGUUCUUCUGGUGUCAUUCAAGCUAUGGUUCUUAGUUUUGGUAGCUUUCGCUUUAGCAAUCAACAUUUGGAAUGUAAUAUGCAUCCGAAAUACCUACAUCGUGAUUUUCAUUUUCGUCGCUUAAAUUAUGGAAAUCGAACACAUGUCAACGUGACAAUAAAUGUGACGGAAGAUAAUAAAGCAGUUAUAAAUGUCGCAUUGGACCGUUCAGAUCGAAGUUAUUAUGCCUGCGAUGGUGGUUGUAUGGAUGAGCCAGUUUUACUGACACAAAAUCGGCGACAGUUUCCAGUCAAAUUAACGGAACCAUUGACUGCCAUUCUUUAUAUAACUGAAGACAAACAACAUAUGGUUGAACUGCAUCAAGCUAUACAUGUCAAAGAAGUUGUGGAAGCUCCAGCUCAUGAACAACACAUAAUAUCACUACAUAAACACGGCCAUCAGUUGGGUGGCCUUCCCACACUCUUUUGGGUGUCUGUGUGUGCAAUAAUUAUAGUAUUUCAUAUAUUUUUGUGUAAAUUAAUAAUCAAGGAAUAUUGUGAACCUUCGGAUAAAAUAAGAUAUCGCUAUAAUAAACCGUGAUUUUAGGUUCUAAUGUUAUAACUUCCUAAUUUUUAAAACUCUACCUUCAUUUCUAAUCUAACAAUAAUACACAAAUUUUCUAUAGAACAAAUUAUGGUCGGAAAUGUUUUAAUCCCUGUUUUUUUAAAGGAAGUUAAAAGCCAAGAACUGACCUUCUAGCUUUACCAAGUAAAUGCUCUUAAUAUUUUUUUUGUGUACGUAUUUGAAAUGAAAGACACAAUGCUAAUAAAAACAGACAAAUAAAAUAACAUUA